Molecule: messenger RNA, 419 nt
Organism: Aspergillus campestris IBT 28561
Lineage: Eukaryota; Fungi; Ascomycota; Eurotiomycetes; Eurotiales; Aspergillaceae
Product: cytochrome c oxidase subunit 7
Exons: 5
Coding region: 28-258 (76 amino acids)
Source: RefSeq, a predicted model, not a curated record
UUUCAGUCGCAGUUUGACACCGUCAAAAUGUUCCGCACCGCUCCCCGCCUCGCUGGGUUCAUGUUCCGUGAGAACCGUGUCCCCCACUACCAGCGCCUUUUCCAGCAUCACGACGGCAAGCGCCAGUGGUGGAAGACCUCGCGCAGCAAGUUCGUCAUGUACCCCUACCUCAUCUCCGUCUAUGGCCUGGGAAUUGCCACCACCUACGCUAUGGGCCGCAUGGUUUUCGGCCACAAGACCUGGUUCGGCAAGGAUUAGAUAGCCUCGCCUAAUUUAUAUCUGUUCCACCAUACAAAACAGCAUGUUCAAGAUUAAUUGGCGGUGUAUCUCUAGGAUUUCUGGUCGUUCAGUUACGAGGGAGAAUUCCAACGUUGUACAUAAGAUACGCUAGGAAUCAAUACGUGAAUUGUUUCCCUCGC